UUCACGGAGAGGGCUUUAAACUGCAAGUAAUUCAUUUCUCUCAAAAAUUCGGUGAGCGCUGAUAAUUUGCCAACAUGUCGCUAAGCAGGGCGAGUUUCACUGUGCGCAGUAUUUUAAAUUUACCUGAUCAGCAUGAAAUUGACCGUCUAGAUCAAUGGGAUCAAGGAAGUGGCAAAGCAAUACAAUCGACUGCCAUUAAGAAAGAAUCAGGCCAAACCUCACACCAUAACUUUUCGAAACUAUCAUUUUCGGCGUGGCUUGGCUCUGACAAGAUUUCCUCUGAUGACAGCAGCACGGAUACAGCUCCCGCAGAUUGUCAUCAAAGAAAAGGCUGUUCAUCCAUCACGAGGAAUGAGAAGAAGAAAAAACGGCGAGUCCUGUUCUCCAAAGCGCAAACCUUUGAGUUAGAACGAAGGUUCCAACAACAGCGUUACCUAUCCGCCCCUGAACGCGAACACUUCGCUCACCUUUUGAGCCUUACCCCGACUCAGGUGAAGAUCUGGUUCCAAAACCACAGGUAUAAAAUGAAGCGAGCCCGUGUGGAUAGCAGCCUGCAGAUAGAUAUGAGCCAGCCGCAACUGUUCCGCAGAGUGGCAGUGCCAGUGCUGGUCAGAGAUGGCAAACCCUGUCAUUCUUGCUCCAUUGCCUCCGUACAAAUCCAGGACAAGCCCGGCGACACUGUUCAACCCAAUCAUUCCUACACUGCGUUCACAGUCCAUGGUUUCCAACAGGUACAGCACACUGGACCAUUUGGCGUCUUUCCCAGCUAUCAUCACUUAACACAUCCUGGAAUACGGAGACAACAGUGGAGUUGGUGAAACAUGGACAUUCUAAACUAAAGUUAAUUACUGUUGUUACUCCAUGUAUCAAAUAAUUGCUUAAUAUAGUUCAGUGGGUUUAUGAAUGGUCGAAUUUCCCGUUGUAAUUGUAUCUUUUGGUAUUUUCUGCACAAAAGCAUUUCAAGGUCCUUUUCCAGAUUUUUCUUUUGACCACUUUUGAAAUGUAACCGAUAUCUCCUUAUCGUGCAUAACCCGUCCUCCAAACGCAAUGUAGCUGGUUCAUAAAUUCUUGAAUGUGAGAUAGAAAAAUCUAAACUAUUCCUCUUCAAGCAUAGAAAAUGUCAACAGAGCAGUCUCUCGUGCUCUAUACGUUGUAGUUUCUUGCUUGAGAAAAUAAAAUGACAGUAAGUAGUCACAGAUUGAUUUGCUACAUAUUGUGUCUGGGGAAAAUGAUGCAAACGGAUCCUCAAAACCUUGGCUUUAAAGUAUUAGAUAUAAUAGCAAUUGUCUUUUUACCAUAUUCAUUCCCAAUAAAUGUCAAUGCUGAUAUUUCUACUUACUCAACGCAAUUAGCGACAACUCACUACGUUGCUCCGGCAAAGUGCAUGAAUGGAUUAGUUGCACCAUGUCCUCUGUUGGAAACUAAUGCGAAACAUUUUUUUUGAGAUUUGACCUGAAUACUUUCAAUUGUCUUGUUAGAAUUGGUCCUAAUUUUAAUAUUGAAUGAUUCGAACGCAUUCAUUAGGCAAAUUUUGUGAGAUAAAUGUGUUCGACCUAAAUUCUCUUCGCCAGAGUGACGUUCAUUUUUAAAAUUGCGUAACAGUUGUCCAUCUGGAAGUGAAAGCAAUUCUUUCCUUAUGAUUUUUUAUUUAAUUAUAUUACAAAGUUAACUUUCUCCUUUAAAUCAAGCUUGUGCAAGCACGUUUACGGGGUGGGGGAGUGCCAUGUAUGCCAACCGCUAUAUUGGCGAAUGGAAAUGUAAUCUCCUAAUUUUCAUGCAUGGUUUAAAUUGUUGGAUUAUAUACAACAAAGUUAUCUUUACUCUUUUUUAAAAGGAGAAUAAGCAAAUUCUUCUCUGAACUUAAACAGAUUUAACCCUUCACAUUACUUAUU
Hemiscyllium ocellatum (epaulette shark) is the source of this 1892-nucleotide messenger RNA. It is a transcript of the gene nkx2-9, whose product is annotated as NK2 transcription factor related, locus 9 (Drosophila). Bases 75 to 818 code for a protein of 247 amino acids. The transcript has 2 exons. NCBI's taxonomy places the organism in Eukaryota, Metazoa, Chordata, Chondrichthyes, Orectolobiformes, Hemiscylliidae. The record is from RefSeq and is a predicted model, not a curated record. Gene Ontology annotation, cellular component: nucleus. Gene Ontology annotation, molecular function: RNA polymerase II cis-regulatory region sequence-specific DNA binding; DNA-binding transcription factor activity, RNA polymerase II-specific. Gene Ontology annotation, biological process: cell differentiation; regulation of transcription by RNA polymerase II.